AUGUCUGAGGCUCCCGUAGCUGCUGAAGGAGGGGGUGAACCAGCAGCAGCCCCCGCCGCUAGGACAGGAUGGGGUACAUUCAGAUCCGUUCUACUUCAACUAGCCAUCUUCUACUUCAUCAGUAGUUACUUCAGAGGAGGCAAGCAAACUGCUGCUCCACCCACUAACCCUGAUGGUACCCCAUCCCUUGUCGGACGAAACCUUUUCUUCAAAGACGAGAAACUGAAUAUGUACGUGUUCUUGACUGAGGAAGAGGACUUUGACUUCAACGAGGACAUGAGCAAGAUGGUAUGGAACGAGGACAUUGAGUAUGGGAACUGGUACGAUGGACCUAACAGUGAUGGAACCUGGACCAGAGAAGUGACGGUCCCAGUUCCAGACGGUGUGCAGCAGAAUGGAACCUGGAUUAUUCAUGUAUUUAUAGCCAAGGAUGGAUACCCCCUAAACCCCAGUGAUAGCGGAUACAAAGAAACCACUAUUACCUACCAAUCUAAAUUAUUCAAUAGAUAUCGUAAGAGACGAGUCCACAACACAGCCAAUCUACUCACGGGGCAAUCUGACGUUGCCCCCGGCUCGUUGAAAGUGGAGCAAGGGAAGACAAACGCAGUGCCUGAGAUCAUCUCCUACUGCCACCCUAACCUCACCAUCAACCUUGUGGAUGACUACACAGUGUGGACCAGGGGCAGCGUACCUCAGCCUGUCAACAAGUAUGUUGAGUUUGACGAUGAGACAGGUGGCUAUUAUCCCGUUCUGUACAUCAACGAGUACUGGAACCUGGCGCAGGACUACAUGCCUCUCAAUGACACCGUCACAGAGUUGAAUCUGACGUUGACGUACGAACCCCUCUCCCUGUUCCGGUUCAACAUGUAUGCCUCAAUGACUCGAGAUAACCCGUGGGCGUCCAUGAUGGGCGGAGUUAACGACCAGUCAGACGAGGACCAAGACACUAUUAAGACAACCCUCCUAGACACCAACCCUUACCUGCUGGGACUAACGGUGGCUGUGAGCAUACUACACUCUGUGUUCGACUUUCUAGCAUUCAAAAAUGAUGUUCAGUUCUGGCGUAACCGCAAGUCACUGGAGGGUCUCUCUGUUCGCUCCGUGUUCUUCAACGUCUUCCAAUCGUUUGUUGUCCUCCUCUACAUCCUUGACAACGAGACCAACUUUGUUAUCAUCGUCUCUGUGUUCAUUGGUUUGCUGAUUGAGCUGUGGAAGAUCACCAAAGUGGUGGACAUACGUGUGGACUGGAGCAGCCGAGUGUUGGGACUACUGCCCAGAGUGAGGUUUGUGGACAGAGAGUCUUACACGGAGUCAUCCACCAAGAAAUAUGACAUGCUGGCGUUCAAGUAUCUGGGGGUGGUGUUGUUCCCACUGUUCCUCUGUUACGCCGUCUACUCCCUCCUCUAUAACGAGCACAAGGGAUGGUACUCAUUCAUACUCAACUUGGCCUACGGGUUCCUGCUAACCUUCGGAUUCAUUGCUAUGACUCCCCAACUGUUCAUCAACUACAAGCUCAAGUCAGUGGCCCACCUCCCCUGGAGGAUGCUCACCUACAAGGCACUCAACACCUUCAUCGAUGACCUCUUUGCCUUCGUCAUCAAGAUGCCCACUCUAUACAGACUGGGAGUGUUCCGAGACGAUAUUGUGUUCUUCAUUUUUCUCUAUCAACGCUGGAUCUACCGAGUGGACCCAAAACGUGUUAAUGAGUUUGGAACGACAGGAGAGGGCUCUGAGAGGGUAGCUGAGCCUCUGGGGGGCAGUGAGGGAGAUGAAGAUAGUGACCCUCCGAUUACAGAAACUGGUGAAGAACCUGUAAAAAAUGAACAGAAUAAGAAAGAUGAUUAGCAAUGUGUUCAUUUGUACCAAAUCAAUUGUUGCAGGUUUUGUAAAAUAUUGAAAGCUCAAUUGUAUUAAUACACUGACCUAUUAUUGUCGUCUCCACUUGGCGAUGACAUCUUCAAACUUCAAA
This is a messenger RNA of Halichondria panicea, 1969 nucleotides long. RefSeq names its product putative lipid scramblase CLPTM1. The record is from RefSeq and is a predicted model, not a curated record. NCBI's taxonomy places the organism in Eukaryota, Metazoa, Porifera, Demospongiae, Suberitida, Halichondriidae. The transcript has 11 exons. Gene Ontology annotation, cellular component: endomembrane system; membrane. The coding region runs from base 1 to 1845 and encodes 614 amino acids.